Messenger RNA from Tetrahymena thermophila SB210, 3921 nucleotides. RefSeq lists its product as hypothetical. NCBI's taxonomy places the organism in Eukaryota, Ciliophora, Oligohymenophorea, Hymenostomatida, Tetrahymenidae. The record is from RefSeq and is a predicted model, not a curated record. Gene Ontology annotation, biological process: protein phosphorylation. Gene Ontology annotation, molecular function: ATP binding; protein kinase activity. The transcript has 3 exons.
AUGUUUUAAAUUUAUUAACCUCUAAAAAUAGAUUAUACAUGCAAAAAUUCUGAUUUGCUAGAAGAUUCUUUGAUUAAUGAUUUGGAAACGUCAAAAGUAUAGACAGAAAGCUAAUAAUUAGAUUCAAAGCCUGAAUAAGAUUAAGAAAUUAAAAAAGAAAACAGUAUAUUCUAAGUUAAUUUUUUUUAGAAUGAUGAAGAAGCUUAAAAUACAAUCUUAAAGAAGGUAUUUAAAAAAAAAAGAAGAGCUAGGUUUAAUGAUAAAAUAAACAAGUUAAACUAAAAUGAAGAAAACAAUUAACAAUAAUAAUUUGAAUUAUGCAGAUUGUUAUAAAAUAAAAAUACCAUUGUAGAGCUUAUUUACAAGAGUGAAUUAAAAUCAUUUGUAAUUGUUAAAAAAAAUCUUCUUGAUUCGGAAAAUUUUGACUCAGAAUACAAAAUAUUGUAAAUGUUAAAAGAUAAGAAAAUAACUUUAGAUAUUAUUUCAAAAAUAGAUGAAAAUAGAUAGUUUUAACAAAUAGCUGGUAAAACUAAUUUAUAUGCUUUAAAAGAAAAAACUAAGUGCAGUCAUCUCUUUGAAUUAUACUUUUUUGUUCUUAAUAAUAAGCUAAACUAAAUGCAUGAACUUGGUAUAGCUCAUUCAGAUAUAAAGCCUUUGAAUAUUGUUGUUUCGUAUGAAAAUGAGCCUUUUUUCAUUGAUUUUGGAGGUGCUGUUUUGUUAGAAAACUACUAAGAUUAUUUGACCAGCUUUAGUUAUAAUUAUAAUUUGAAUACCUACAUAUAAAAAGAUCCAAAUAGUGAUGGAUAUAUAAUUAAAGAAUUUAACAGUCCUGAAGAAGCAAAACUUUGUGAUAAAACUCAGCUUGCUAUAACUUUUUUAUUUUUAUUUUGCAACGAUAGCCAGCUUAAAAAUUUCUUUUAUGAAAAAAAAUGGAAUGAUAUUUUUUUAAUUUUAUAUGAAAAAAGUUAGCAAAAUAGCAGAAAAUUAGUGCUCUAUCUCAUUAGCUCUAUUUUAAAUAAAGCUGAUAGUAAUAUUAAAAUUUUUGGAGAUGAAAAUUCAGUAAAAAACUCUCCAUUUUUUCUUAACCUAGCUAUUAUCAGAGAGGAAUUAACUUAUUCUAAUGAUGUGGUUUACAAUGAAGAAACCAAUAGUUAUUCAGUUUACAAAAUUGAUUAAUAAAGUAUCAGAUUAUUAUAUCUGCUUGAUCAAUCAAAUUGUGUAAUUGAGAUGAAUUCAGAAUAAAUGAUUAUUAAACCAGUGAUUGGACUAAAAGAAUAUGAACAUAUUUAUAAUAAAUACAAAUUACUAUAAUUGUAUCAUGAGAAAAUAUGCUAAAAUUUUUAUUUCGAAUUGGGAUCUUACAAUUUGCAUAAUAUGUGCGAAUAUCUUAAAGUAAAAGAAAAAGGUGUCAUUUCCAUUAAUAUCAAAAAUAUUGAAAUACUUAAAAACUUGCUACCUUCCAUUGAAUAUGCAACAAAUAAGAGUAGUCUUUUAGAGUUUAAUUUCUUGUGUGAAGAUGAUGCAUUGAUCGAUUUUUUAGAGAUACUAGAAAAGGAUUUAAAAUAUUUACAAGUUUAAAGUAUUUGCUUAAUAAAUUAGAUAGAAUUUAAAACUAAAAUAAAUUCAGAAAAUAAAAGCGAUUCAAUUGUAAAAUUUGAAAUGAGUUUCUUUUAAUUAUAAAACAAUUUAGAAUAACAAUUUAUUGAAUUAUUAAAUAAGUUUUAAACCAGAACAAUUGAUUUUUAUUUUUACCAUGAAAAAUAUGCAAAAUAGGAAAUAGGAAAUUUUGAAGUAAAUUAUUAAUACCCAAAUUUAUAAAAGCACUUAUAUAUGAUGUUUAAAAUGAUUAAUUUAAAUACUAAUUCACCAAUCAAUCUUAAAUUUAAGAUUUUUUAUGAAUUCUCAUAAGAAUUGAUUUUAAAAUAGCAAUAAUUAAAAUAAAUUAAAGAAGAUUAUAUAAAUAAAAAUUAAAAUGCAAGUUGCUGUAGAUAAAAGAUAAAAGACAUUUAUUAGAAAUUAUGUAAAAUAGAUCAAAAUUAAAAUGAUUUGAAUGGCGAUGAAAAUGUUUGUUCUUAAGAUUACUAGUUGCUUUUCGAUGUUAAAAAUAGUUUAUGUUCUGAAAUGGAAGAAGAUAUUUUAAUAAUUUUAAAUUAUUUAGCAUAUUAUGUUUAAAAUAAUUGCAAAAUUAUCAUCAAAUUUUCAAAUUUUCUUUUUAUGAAUUUAAAAAUAUGGUAAUAUUUAGUUCAGAUAAUUGAAAAUAACUUGAUAGAAGUUGUUAUAAUCAAUUGUUAGUUUGAUGAAAAAGCUAUAAGCUAUUUAAGAGAAAUUUAAAAAAUAAAUAAUCAAAUUCAGUUCUUAUUUUCUCAUGCUAAUGAUUAAAAUUAUUUGCUUGAACCAGAAUUAUCUAAUUAAGAAAGCUCAAAAAAAGUGGAAUUUGAUUUAAGCAUAAGUGUACUUGGCUCUGAAUAAGAAAUGUAGAAAGGACUUUUGAUCUCUGACAAAUAAAUUUCUAACAUUGAAAAUAAAAUGUAAGAUGAAAUGAAAUUAAAUAUUAAAGAAGAGUAAAUAUAAAUUAAUGGGGAAAAAGAUAAUGCAAGUAGAUUAAAUUUAUAACUUAACGAAACAGACUUAUAAAAUAUGCAAUUUAUGCUAGGAAAACAUUAGGAUUACAGAGGAUAAAUACUAGAUGAAUAUAAAUUUUUAGACAUAGGAGAAUAGAAUAUAAUUAAAAUCGAUAUGAAGAACAAACAUGAAUAUAUUAACAAAGAAUAUGAAAAAAUUGAUUUAAUUAUUUCCUCCAUUUAAAAUAAAAUGCAUUUCUAGAAAUUAGUUAUAUCUUAUGGAAAAAGUGCUUUUACCUAUGAAGAUGAAGAUAGAAACGAUGAAGAUGAUGACGAUAUUGUUUAUAGUUUUCCUCACUUGAAAAUAUAAUACUACCAUGAUAAUAAUUUACAUAAUAUUUUAGAUAAAUUUUAUGAUUUAUAUUUGUGCAUUAUGAAUUACUAUUAACAGUUCAUGCUCAUUGAAAGUUACUCGUGCUUUAAAUAGGUUAUUACUUAAUUUAAAGAUUAUGAUUCUUAUUAAAUUGAGUAAUCCUUAUUCAGCUGCUUUCAAACUGAUACUACUUUAAAAGAAAGAGAUGACAUUUUUUAAUAUUACAUAGACCAAGAAUAAAGCUCAGAAGUUUUGAUAGAUUUAAAAUAUAAAAUCAAUAUUUUAGAUAGCAAAUAAAUUUAAAAUGACAGUGAUACAACUGACUUUUAGUAAGAAUUAUUGCUUUACAGUAAAAAAAAUAGCAAAUUUUAACUUUAAAAACAAAGAUUUUAUUCUGAAAAACAAAAAAAUCACUACAAUAGAAAUUAAUUUGAUUAAGAUUUUGUUUUAAUUAUGAAAUAUAAAUAAUAAUAAAACUAACAAGAAACAGUUUCUCAUCAAUAUAAGAUAGUUUUAAGUUUUGAUAUGGAUUAGUUUGAUUAAAAUUGUUUGUAUUAGUGGUGUUAUUAUAAUGAUUAUGAAAAUAAUAAAAUAGAUAUUGAACCAGAGAUUAGAUUGAUUGGUCAAAAUAAUGCCCUUGAAAAUUCAUAAUUAUAUCAAAUACUCGAUGAUGAUUAGUUUAUGAAAAAUAAAUUGCAAAAAAUAAAUAUUUAAUCUACUGAUUUUGAAGAUCCUUAAAAGCAAUAAUUUUGUUUAUUUAAUUAAUAAAAUGAAGUUGUUAGAUUAUAAGACGUAUUUUUAAAUACCGUUUCUUCACUCUUUACAGAUAAAAAGGAAAAAAUUAGUAAAUAAUUUGAUGAAGAAUUAAAAGACGAUAUUGAAUUGAUGAUGUAAAAAGUUUAAUAAUUGCUUUAUCUUCCUAUUUUUAAAUAUGAUCAAGUUUAAUCAGUGCUUUAAUAGUAUACAUAGGAAAAGAAAACUGAAUGA